GAAGAGCUCCUUCAGACUCCUGGCUGUUUCUGAGGUGUACAUUUAGUGGACAGGAUGCCUCGUGAGCGACCUAUUUACAGUGACUUCUUCUACGAUCCUCUGACUGAAGAUGUGGAGGAACUACUUGCUCGUUUCCAGCAGUCGGACUCCAUCAGGUACGAGUACUUCUCCGCCGCUUGGAGGCAGAUGGGCUUCUCCGACGUUUUUAUAGGCAUCAUCGGUAUGGCUGAGCAGAAGAGGUUCUGCAGAGUAACCUUAGCCACGGCUGUGAAGUACUUCUUGCCUCCAUACAGCUACCAGAUCAGGGUGGGAGGCCUUUAUCUGAUGUUUGGUUUGUACAACACACAACUCGCCGUCCCCCCUGUGCCGAUUAGACUCGCCCUGGGGGACUGGGACAUAAUCCAGAAGUUUCUCAAGGACUCAGUGAACUCAGGGCAUCAAGAUGUGGUGUACAUCUAUCACAAGCUUGUUGCCGCAAAAGCCAUUCACUUCACCGCCAUGCCGCACUUUCUCUCCUUCCUAAAGCUGAGGAAACGAAAGCAGAACAACGUGUGUGCAGAGUUUAUUGGGAGGUCCAUGGCCGUGCAGGAGCUCUUCUCCGCAGACAUCCUGGAGGAGGUGAGCAACAUUGAGAGCCAGUAUGAGAAGCUGAAGGAGAACACGGUGGCGGUCAGGUGUGAGGCCUCCAUGACCCAACGAGACUUCACCGCUCGCCUGAAGGACUGCAUGAUGGAGUUCAUCACCUGGCAGCAGAAUACCUUCUCACAAGCAGAGGCGGAUAACAAAGGUGGCGGUGGAGAUGAGGAUGAGGAUGAGGAGGAAAGGGACUAUAAGGCCAGCAGCAGCAGAGCCAGACUCAUCUCCUCCAUCAAGCAGAAGAGCUACAGCAACUUCCAGGAGGCGCCGAAGGCCCGGAGGCACCGGCAGCCGGAGAAGCUGAAGGUGGAGUCCUCCAGCUCGGGAUCAGAGCAGCAUUAUGAGUCUGGGAGGAAGAGGAGGCCUCCUUCUCUGAGGGCUCGGACCUGGAAGAGUCUCGGGGUGACGAAGGACGAGAGCCGGGUGCAGGUCUGGCUCCUCAGCGCUCCGGAGCAGAAGGAGAGGGUGCCGGUGAAGAGGACCAAGCAGACACCACCCUACAAAGAAUGAUGGGAAGGGAGGAAGUCUUCCAGCUGCAACCAUGUGUUCUGUUUGUUUGUUUGUUUGUGUUCUUCCAGGUUAAAUAAAGUUAUUUUCAAUUGGAAAAUUACCUUUUUUGUUUGACCCAUUUGUGGCCAUAACUGAUAUAUGUGUUAUGGCCACAAAUGGGAAGAGUUUU
Notothenia coriiceps (black rockcod) is the source of this 1315-nucleotide messenger RNA. RefSeq names its product snRNA-activating protein complex subunit 1. Gene Ontology annotation, cellular component: snRNA-activating protein complex. Gene Ontology annotation, molecular function: sequence-specific DNA binding. The record is from RefSeq and is a predicted model, not a curated record. NCBI's taxonomy places the organism in Eukaryota, Metazoa, Chordata, Actinopteri, Perciformes, Nototheniidae. The transcript has 2 exons. Gene Ontology annotation, biological process: snRNA transcription by RNA polymerase II; snRNA transcription by RNA polymerase III. Bases 55 to 1146 code for a protein of 363 amino acids.